Neodiprion fabricii is the source of this 1311-nucleotide messenger RNA. Its product is annotated as probable ribosome production factor 1. The record is from RefSeq and is a predicted model, not a curated record. The transcript is spliced from 3 exons. Gene Ontology annotation, molecular function: rRNA primary transcript binding. Gene Ontology annotation, cellular component: nucleolus; preribosome, large subunit precursor. NCBI's taxonomy places the organism in Eukaryota, Metazoa, Arthropoda, Insecta, Hymenoptera, Diprionidae. Bases 114 to 1130 code for a protein of 338 amino acids. Gene Ontology annotation, biological process: maturation of 5.8S rRNA; maturation of LSU-rRNA.
GUAAUACAUAAAUCUUCUCAGAACAUAACCUGAAAUUUAGUACGCAUGGUUUUGUGCGUGAGCUGAGAUCGUGAUAUCUUGAAAAAUAGAUCGCUUCACAAUUGAGGGUUAAAAUGAAAUUGAAGAAUCUACGAAAAAAUCCGUUGAAACGUGAAGUCCCAUUGGAGGAAGAAACUGAAGUUAGCGAGAUCGCGCCACCCGAAAAUCUCAAAGUCUCAUUGCCGAGCGACAGCAAUUUUAAUCACAUAAAAUGCAAAAUAGUUCGCCAUAAAAAAAGUGAACAAUUUCGUAGGCAAAAGGCGAAGGCUAAAAAAGAAGAAAGGAAAAAACGCCAGAGGGAUGGCGAGCCCAAAAAAGUCCCUCACACCAUCGAAAGUCUGCGUGAAAAGGACGAGACUACAAUCCAGGGCGACGUUGAUGCGGAGGAAAAUCUUGAGGUCAAAGUAGAUUUUGAGCACGACGAGUUUGCAUCCUAUUACAAACACACAUAUGAGCCCAAAGUACUCAUUACCUACUCUGACAACCCUCUCAGAAAAACGAGAAUAUUUGGUCGCGAGUUGACUCGCAUCAUUCCAAACUCUAUAUCGCUCUACAGAAACAGAUCGGGUGUCAAGAAGAUGGUUAAAAGUGCAAUUGCCAAGGGAUUCACGGACUUGAUAGUGAUAAAUGAAAAUAUGAAACAGCCAAAUGGCAUGCUUGUUGUACACCUGCCCGAUGGUCCAACGGCGCAGUUCAAACUUAGUAAUGUUAAAAUUACACCAGAGUUGAAGCGAUCGCAUAAAGAAAUAACCGAGCAUCGUCCAGAAGUGAUUUUAAACAAUUUCACGACCAGGCUAGGACAUUCGGUUGGAAGAAUGCUUGGGGCGUUGUUUCACUACGAUCCCGAAUUCAAGGGACGCAGGGCAGUCACAUUUCACAAUCAACGAGAUUAUAUUUUUUUUAGACAUCAUAGAUACGAGUUUGACCUAAAAAAGGGGAAAGCAAAGCUCAGAGAAUUGGGCCCAAGAUUCACCCUAAAAUUGAGAUCUCUGCAACGAGGGACGUUCGACAGUAAAUAUGGUGAAUACGAAUGGAUAAUACAAGGACGUCGACACGCCAUGGAAACUAGCAGAAGAAAGUUCUUCUUGUAGUAAAUAGACAUCGUUUUUGCCGUAUAUGCCUUGUAUACAUAUGCAUAAUUUUGACUGGAUGCUGAAUCGAAGCCUAUUGAAAUACGUUUAGGCACGUGAACGUAAAUAAUUUUAAAUCAUGGUAUUCAAUGUUUAUGGAAAUCAUAUUUUCCACUUUACAAUAAACAAAGUAUCCUGAUAA